This is a messenger RNA of Nicotiana tabacum (common tobacco), 2258 nucleotides long. The record is from RefSeq and is a predicted model, not a curated record. NCBI's taxonomy places the organism in Eukaryota, Viridiplantae, Streptophyta, Magnoliopsida, Solanales, Solanaceae.
UGCUUAAUUUUGUUUUAAGAAAGUACAAAAAUUCCUACGUAUAUAUGCCCAAAAAGGUUAUUUGACCAAGGGAUCCUUUUUCUCUCCUUUAACCUGUGAAUUGAAAAAUGCAGGUGUUGAAAUACUUCUUAGAAACUUGUUCAAUCAUUUAUUUGACAAUGAUAAUUUUGGAAGAAAAUAGUUAAUAUAUAUUAUAAUUUUUUUAUUUAUAAAAAAGAACUUAUUUCAGAUCAAAUUAAAAAGGCUAGAAAACCAUUUCUAUGGACCCAAGGGAGUAAAAUCUAUUUGACCUAAAGGUAUAAAAUUUAGACUCGUAACUAUAAGGUAUCAAGUUGUAGUAAAAGAAUCUAGGUUAUAAGUGAAGUGUUAGUAUUUUAGCAUUUUAAUAUUAAAAUAAAAUAUGUCAUAACUCUCACUAUUCUAUAACGUAGAAAGUGGUCAUAACUUCCACUACUCCAUGAUGUAGAAAAUGGUCAUAACUCUUUUGUGACUCUUCUCUCAUGUUUUCCAUGAUUUCAUAACUUACUACUCCACUUUCUUCCAAUUUAAUUCAAGAAAGAAUUUCUACACCUAUAAAUAGGAGUUUUUCUUCCAUAAUAUGAUAUGUGAAAAAUAAUUGAGAGUGUUUUAAUAAAGUGAGGUUAAAGUUGUGGAAAAAAAAAAGAGAGUUUUUACUUUUGUUGAAGGAAGGUAUUCAUCUUGGUGGAGUUUUGGACUCAACAACUUGUCCAGAGUUUGUUCGAGUCAUACGACGUGAUCGGGUUGUUGUAUCCUGAGGGAGACAAGUCAAGAAGAUUAUUGUUGGACCAGUGAAAACUUUGCUGCAGUGGGCUUGAAUCUCCUUAAAGAGAGCGAGAUAUCCGCACUUAAGCUGGAAGAUAUUUUAUUUUCAUCAUUUUAUUUUUCAACUGUAAUUGUAUUUUUCACCAACAAUUUUAAGGAGAUUCAAAUGGCUACAGUUGAAAAAUCUGCGGAUACCAACGUGGGAGAUCUCAACAAGCCAUUCCGUUUCAAUGAUACUCAUCUCAAGAGAUGGAAAUUUAAAGUACUUUUUUAUUUGAGUUUUCUCAAUGUUUCUUACGUUUUAACUGAGAAGAAUCCAAGCAAAGUAGACAACUCCUCCAUGAAUGAUGAUGAGCUAAUUUCCCUUCAAGAAAAAAUUGAAAAAUAUAACGAUGAUUUAUGCAAGUGUCGGUAUUAUCUUCUUAAUUGUCUAUCUGAUAAUUUUUAUGAUUAUUAUGGUAGAACUUGCUCUACUGCUAAGAAAAUUUGGAAAGCAUUGCAGAGUAAGUAUGAUACCGAGGAGGCAAGUGCGAAAAAAUAUGUUGCUAGCAGAUUUUUUCGUUUUCAAAUGGUGGACAACAAAUCUGUAGUAGACCAAGCUCAAGACUUCAUAAUGAUCGUUGGAGAGCUCAAGUCCGAGGAUAUUAAAAUUGAAGAUGAUCUUAUUAUUUGUGGCAUAAUAGAUAAACUUCCACCUUCAUGGAAGGAAUUUCAAAAAACUAUGUGUCACAAACAAAAGGAAACUUCAUUUGAGACGUUGAUAAUGCGGAUUCGCAUGGAAGAAGAGGCAAGAGGCCAAGAUGCACUUAUGCAAUCGGAAGAGAGCACUCUACAACUCGUCACUACAAAGGUAAAUUUAAUUACUUCAAAUAAUAUUACUCAUGAAACUCAUAAAAAUACCUCUUUGAAGUCGAAGAAGAAAACUUUUAAGAAAAAUUAUGGUAGACCUCCCAAGAAGAAUAAUGGUGCAAACAACCAAGUACAGAAUCAACAAGUUCAAAUUGUGAAACCAUGCAUUGUCAGUGGCAAGAGUGGGCAUAUUGCUCGAUUUUGCAAAUUUUGGAAACGUGGUCCUACACUACAGGCAAACGUUACUGAAGAGCCACUUGUGGCGGUGAUAACAGACAUUAACAUGGUAGAAAAUGUUGAUGGAUGGUGGGAUGAUUCUGGAGAAAACCGUCAUUUUUGCUAUGAUAGAGAUUAGUUUAAAGUGUAUAAUCCAUUUGAGGAGCCCAAAACCAUCAGGCUUGGUGAUUCUCACACAACCCAGUUGCUUGGAAAGGGAGAGGUCGAGUUGAAGUUCACUUCAGGAAGAGUAUUAACGUUGAAAGACGCACUUUAUACUCCUUCAAUGAGAAAAAAUUUGAUGUCUAGUUUUCUUCUUAACAAGGCAGGCUUCAAACAAAUUAUUGAGAGUGAUCAAUAUGUAAUAGUUAAAAAGGAUAUUUUUGUGGGUAAGGGGUAUGCAUGCGAUG